Haliotis rufescens (red abalone) is the source of this 1005-nucleotide messenger RNA. RefSeq names its product mucin-13-like. NCBI's taxonomy places the organism in Eukaryota, Metazoa, Mollusca, Gastropoda, Lepetellida, Haliotidae. The coding region runs from base 1 to 1005 and encodes 334 amino acids. The record is from RefSeq and is a predicted model, not a curated record. The transcript is spliced from 2 exons.
AUGGCGUCUGAAAGACCUUCCACAGCAGGCAGAUCUCCAGAUGAUCUGCGUCUACCAUGGCGUCUGAAAGACCUUCCACAGCAGGCAGAUCUCCAGAUGCGCAGCGUCUACCACUGUAAGAACCUGUCUAUCAACGACCCCAACACAUCUACACAAGUAACAUCUGCAUCGACACCUCGGAACACCUACAACCCCGGCACAUCUACACUAGUGACAUCUGCAUCAACACCUCGGAACACCUACAAUCCCGGCACAUCUACACAAGUAACAUCUGCAUCGACACCUCGGAACACCUACAACCCCGGCACAUCUACACUAGUGACAUCUGCAUCAACACCUCGGAACACCUACAAUCCCGGCACAUCUACACUAGUAACAUCUGCAUCAACACCUCGGAACACCUACAACCCCGGCACAUCUACACAAGUAACAUCUGCAUCAACACCUCGGAACACCUACAACCCCGGCACAUCUACACUAGUGACAUCUGCAUCAACACCUCGGAACACCUACAACCCCGGCACAUCUACACAAGUAACAUCUGCAUCAACACCUCGGAACACCUACAACCCCGGCACAUCUACACUAGUGACAUCUGCAUCAACACCUCGGAACACCUACAACCCCGGCACAUCUACACAAGUAUCAUCUGCAUCAACACCUCGGAACACCUACAACCCCGGCACAUCUACACAAGUAACAUCUGCAUCGAAACCUCGAAACAGCUACAACCCCGGCACAUCUACUCUAGUGACAUCUGCAUCGAAACCUCGAAACAGCUACAACCCCGGCACAUCUACACAAGUAACAUCUGCAUCAACACCUCGGAACACCUACAACCCCGGCACAUCUACACAAGUAACAUCUGCAUCAACACCUCGGAACACCUACAACCCCGGCACAGCUACACAAGUAACAUCUGCAUCAACACCUCGGAACAGCUACAGCCCCGGAACAUUAACACUAGUAACAUCUACAUCGACACCUCGAAACAGCCACCGUUGA